AUGGCAGACAAAAAUAACGCCACGGUUGCUUUGCCGGCCUCGGCCUCCUUCGAGUGCGCCGCCUGCCUGCAGCUGCUGCACACCCCGAGCGGACGCCCUGGGGAAGCGUGUAAGUGCCCGCGGCCGGCGGCGGAGCCCCGCGGCGGAACCGGCCCGCCCAGGCCGGGCAAAGGGUCUUUCCGCUGCCUGGCCCCGGGCUGUCUGCCGCCGGCGGAGAGCCCCUGGGGCCCCUGGGACGGAGGCAGGCGGGAGGUCGGCGUGUGGGGGUCUGGCAGUGGGGGAGGUUUGGGGGGCGGACACACGGGGUUCGCGCGGGUGCGGGGAGUCCGCUUCGAACUGACUGAAAAUAACCCAUUUUCACCAGUGGUUUCCAUGCAGGUAAGGGUGGAGCAGCAGCACUGGGUUCACCUGCCUCCGCAGGCGGUGGGCACAGGUGACGCGGCUCCGGAGUUAGCCUGUUUAAGACUGAAUUACCUUGGAUUCUGUCAUUCCUGUAUUUCUGCAAGCUUAAAGAAUAAUGUGUGGACAUGCCCUUACUGCUGUGCUUAUCUUUCUUCUGAAGGAACUCCAGCCACUGAUAUUGCCAAGAAGAUGGAGAGCACAUACUGAAACUGCACAGAAUGUGAAAUGCAGGUAUGUCUGAGUGAAAUGAGGGCUCUAAAAACUUGUGAAAAAUAUAUAGAAAAAUAUGGACCUGUACAGGAGCUUGGAGAUGCUGUAACAAAGUGCUUGCAAUAUUCCUGUCCUUAUUCCCAGUGAGAAGUAGAUGAGGAUGAGCUAAUGGACCACUGUCUCGCUUACCACAGAUCAGAAAGGAGAGCAGCGUGGUGUUCAAUUAGUUGUUUAACACCUGGGAGAGAUCCAAGCUAUUUCAGCAGAAAUUUUAUAAGGCAUCUUCAACUCAGACAUACACUCAGUUGUGAAGACUAG
Messenger RNA from Haliaeetus leucocephalus (bald eagle), 930 nucleotides. RefSeq names its product ring finger protein 125, E3 ubiquitin protein ligase (gene RNF125). The record is from RefSeq and is a predicted model, not a curated record. Gene Ontology annotation, molecular function: ubiquitin protein ligase activity. Gene Ontology annotation, biological process: ubiquitin-dependent protein catabolic process; protein polyubiquitination. NCBI's taxonomy places the organism in Eukaryota, Metazoa, Chordata, Aves, Accipitriformes, Accipitridae.